AAGAUGCAAGCAAAAAAGUCAUAAAGUUAUUAACCCAAAAGCUUGAACCCCAAGACCUCUAUAUAAUUGAAAAUAGUAUACGGUUUAACUCUCGUGAGAUUUCAACUUCAACUAUAAUCAAAAAAAUGAAACAUGAUAUAUUCAAAAAUGGUAAUUAUAAUAUUGUUAAUGUCGAUGCGGAUUUUUAUUUUAAGAAUCUGAGAUUAAAAUAUAAGGGACGAGCCGAGAGAAAGGGGAACCCCAGUGUUAUAACAAUGAUCAAUCAGUUACAGCAAGAGAAUAAAAGGGUACCAAGUGGAUGUGUUAAUACUAUUGUUAAAUAUUUACCAGGUUCACGAGCAGUUGGCGAGAGAAUGAUGCUAUCAGAUGAGUAUGAUCCCGAAAAGAAUAAAAUCGACACUAUAUAUUAUAUCAAAAAAUUCAAUUUAUUUAUCAGGUCAUAUCUAAAUAUUGAGGAAAAAGAAGCGUGGGGCCUCGAUACCAAUAACAAAGAAAGUGAUUCUACUGAUGAGUCAUCAAGAGAAACUAAUAAACAAUACAAACGAACAAAGAUCAAAUAUGAUAGUAUAGAAACUACUUCUAAUCAUAGAAUAACUGAUUUUUUUAUUCAAAGAUAA
Molecule: messenger RNA, 617 nt
Organism: Racocetra persica
Lineage: Eukaryota; Fungi; Glomeromycota; Glomeromycetes; Diversisporales; Gigasporaceae
Source: the annotation of a GenBank genome assembly